AUGACAAGAAACUACUCUACGAACUGGUCGGCUAUCGUCUCUUUCAUCUCUGCAAAGGACCAACCGCAGCUCACUCUCUUCCUCGUACGCUAUGUAUUACAGGCAACGAUACAUGCUAUUUGGAGAGAGAGGAACUCUCGUCGACAUGGAGAACAACCACUCUCCUCAAACCAGCUUACAGCGACCAUUGACAAGAUUGUCCGUAAUCGUAUCUCGUCGAUCAGACAACUCGGAGACAUUAAAUACGAAGCAGCACUCCACACUUGGUUUGAAGCACGAAGCUAG
Microthlaspi erraticum is the source of this 285-nucleotide messenger RNA. The record is from the annotation of a GenBank genome assembly. NCBI's taxonomy places the organism in Eukaryota, Viridiplantae, Streptophyta, Magnoliopsida, Brassicales, Brassicaceae.